UACAACAUGUUUGGGUCGGCCUAUAGGCAAGCCGGGACGCUUCGCCAUUGCUUGAGACGUGGAAAUGGGUCCGGCGUUGGAUACCUCACCGCUGCUCCGCGGGACGCUGCGAAGCACCAGGCGGCGCCGACAGCGAGACUUCUCGUUCCGCGGCCGCGCACGCCACCCGUCGCGCACGAGGCGCUGGGUCGGGGAGGCACGAGGCUGCGGCGGAGCCGGCUGUGGCAGCCGCGAUGCAGGCGACGGGAGGUGGCCUGGCUGGGACUCGCUUGAGCAAUGUACAGUCGAUCGCACCAUCUGUCCGCAGGCCCGGUGAGCGCGCGGGUCGGUCGAGCGGCCCAGUGGCGCGGAGCGGCGAGUUGAGGCCGCGCCUGGGGAGAGGCGAGAAGAAGGCGGGCAGGGCGGCCGCGGAAACGGGGGAGCGUGGGAAAGACGAAGUGGGCAAGAGCCGAGUGACGCGAGAGGCGGCCCUGGCCAGAGGUGGCCUCGCCUCCUCCCAGCUCUCCCAGGGCGGCCACGGUGGCCUCCCGAGCUCCCAGCAGGAUCUCCGAGCGCCAGGGGGUCCUCCCGGCUCCUUGGGCCAGGGCCACCUCUGGACCUCCGAGGAGAGGCGGCAGGGAGGAGGAACGCGCCGGAUAUGCUACCAGCCUGCGCUGUCGGGGCAUGCUGCUCCGAGCACGCUGCCCGACUGAGAUGCAGCUGCCGUCAGAGAGAGCAAAUUGCGCUGGCGCUGCCUAUUCCUUAAGAGCUGUAAGGAAAUUGAGGAGGGAAGGAGAAGGAGAGAGACGGGAGGGGGACGCGGACGAGUGACGGGAAGCGAAACAACAGCACGAAACAGGAUGAGGGAGCAGGGACAGGGAACGUGGCGGCGGAGGACCGGCCGAAGCACCACAAACAGCUCCGGGUCCGCGCCCCCGCCCGCGCGCCUGCCCCGCGCGCGCAGCGCCGCACCGCGGCGGCCGCCCGCGGCAUGCGCGCGGGCGUACGACCCCUACUGCUCUGGCGGGUCCUGCCUGGCCCCGCCUCCGAGCUGGCCGCGGCUGGUGGCGCGCCACGAACAUCUGGAGGCUGUGUUCGCGAAUAUGUGGCGCGUAACAGUCGCUGCCCGGGCCAAGCCCCCUGGCCACCUGACGCGCCCCAGUUACCACGGCAGCGAUCGUACGUAGGUGGGUGGCCUGGACCCCCCCCCC
Molecule: messenger RNA, 1190 nt
Organism: Prorocentrum cordatum
Lineage: Eukaryota; Dinophyceae; Prorocentrales; Prorocentraceae
Source: the annotation of a GenBank genome assembly